Pocillopora verrucosa is the source of this 5174-nucleotide messenger RNA. The record is from RefSeq and is a predicted model, not a curated record. Lineage: Eukaryota; Metazoa; Cnidaria; Anthozoa; Scleractinia; Pocilloporidae.
AUGGCUUUUUCAAAAGCUCAAACCCCUAGUUCGAUAGACCCUUGUGUUUCACACAGUACCAUAAACAAUGCGUAUAGAAGCACUGGUUAUAAGCCAAGGGCCGGAAUAGAUCCGCUAAUUUGUGACGAUAAACUCCAAACUGGAUGGUAUCGCUUUAUAAACAAGGUUGGUGGGGAAAUGCCUGAGACGAAAAUAGCUUCCUAUCACUGUGGAACGUAUGCUCCAAUUUGGAUGAAGCCUCCUCAUCCGGCUACAGCAGAUGGUAUCGUCGAUAAAACAGCAUGUAUGAACUACAAUGGCAUGAAUAAUGGCUGCCUGACGCUUCCAAUUAAAGUAAAAAACUGCAACGAUCACUAUUUUGUCUACCAUCUCACGGCAACUUUUGGCUGCCCCACGGCAUAUUGCGCAGGGACAGCGCGACCAUGCCCAAGAGGUCAGUCUGGGCUAUGGCCAAACUGCACAGUUUCGACCCUUAAAGAUUUUCCAUUUGCCAAUGUACCAGUUCCAAACAUCAGCUACGUAGAUAACGGCGAACCUUCAAUAACUCUCAAAUGUUCUUUCAAUUUCCCAACUUGGAACAAUGUUUCUUUCAAGAUUCAAUGGUUUGAAAACGGCCAAGGCAAGCCACCUAAAACCAUUUGUGAAAAUCCAAAUGAAAGCAAGUGUGACAUAAGACACUCUGAACUAAGAAGUGCGGACUUCGAAGCUGGAUCCUGGCUAAGAUGCAACAUUAGUGCGAGAUACAACACAAACGAUAACAACAGAUGGACCAAUGCGGUAACGAGCCCCUUGUUUUUUGCGGGAAUCGAGAUCAGGCCUUCGUAUCUGAAUGUCACGCAAUGUGAUGUGGAGAAUGCUCUCAACAAAAUACAACUGCGACCAACACUUCCCAUUCGAGGCGGCGAACUUAAGGUCAAGUUUGGAACAUUGAAACAAGUGAGGAGCCCUUUGGCAAGCAAGUGCGAACUAAAACUAAAACCCGGUGACGAAGACAGAUGGCAUGAUGUAUCAAUUCAAGCAGUGUGUGACAACACAAACCAACCGUUAGCUCCGUCUGCGUUUACCUUUACAGUUACACAUACAGAUUACAGAGAUACUUUUUGGACCUUCUACGAACUCCCGCCCGUCGUGAUCACCAUGGUAGAGAAUCCUGUUAAAAUGUGCAUUGCUACAGGGGACCCUCAUUAUACUACUUUUGAUGGAAGAUAUUACCAUUUCUACAGGCCGGGAGAUUUCGUUCUGUACCGUAAUAAGGAACGAUAUUUUGAGAUUCAUACACGACUUUGGCAUUGUGGGCGAACUGUAACUUGCAACUGUGGAGUAGCUAUUAGAGAACUCCGCGACGUCAUUGUGCUCACCUCCUGCACUGAAGACUUACAAUACAACUAUGGGAUGCCAAUGAAAGUAUUAAUAACAAGUCCAGGUCGACUGAUGAGAGGUACACAGAUCCUUGUUCGACACCAUGGAAGCUAUAGCGAAUAUGUGGUUCGUCUUCCCUCUGGUGCAGUAGUAAGAAUGAAGCGGUACUCUUGGGGUAAUAAUGUUGAACUGGAAGCUCCCAAAUUUGAUGUCAACAAAACUGAGGGCAUGUGUGGAAACUUUGAUAACAACCCUUCUAAUGAUUUUGAUCAUGGAGGAGAUGAGCAACAGUAUUACACAGACGAUUCAUUUGGCGAGAGUUGGAGGGUGAAUAAAUCACAAAGUCUGUUUUACAAUGUGCCUCAAUGCAUUGGUGCAUGUCAAGACACUGAGGCUCAGCUGAAUAUGGAUCGUUGUUCAUGUGGACUAAAUGGCGGAGCACUGAACGUGACUUGCAAUCUUCAAAUAAUGCAGUUUAAGGGUAUAUCAAGUAAUGGAUUUACGGACCAAACAACCGAUUUUAAUAACGCAAAUCGAAAAAAAAGAGAUCUUAUUUACAGUGAUGACGUCAUAUACCUAUACGACAAUGAAAAAUCAGAUCAAACUGUGUACCAUAAACGCACUAAACGUAACGUGCCGGUCGGAAUGUCACCAGAGAAUGCAACGGAAUAUUGUAGGAAAAGAAUUCUGGAUAUUACUGCAACUAAAGUUUGCCUUGAACUUACCGGGAUCAAUGCAAGUAGUGCCAUACAGUCCUGUGCUGCAGAUUUACAAUUGACUGGCGACUUAAAUUGGGUGGAGUCAGCGUUCGAAAGUCUUAAAUCAACUUGUGAAUUCAAAGCUGUGAGUAAUUUCUCCGCCUAUGAAAAGGACGAAAAUGGAAAUUUUGUCCCACCCGUCGAAAUCUCCCAGAACUUGUGCCCAGGUGAUUGCAACUCUAAUGGAAACUGCACAAAUGGGACAUGCGUUUGUAACGAGGGGUUUAUUUCUGCUGAUUGUUCACUGAGAUUUGAUGAGAUUCCUCGACUGUUCAGGAUAUUAGAUCGAGGACUCUGCGACAUCCGCCAUCGACCCUGCAUCAGAACUAUUGUCUUCGGGGAAUACUUCGUGGAUUCCAAAAAUUUGACCUGUCACAUUAACGAGUAUAUGGUCGUGCCAGGAGCAUGGAUCCCUUCAAACGACACAAAAAGCCUUCAAGGAAGGCAAACUGACCUUUUUGCCGUUGAAUGUCAACUUCCCCCGCCUCCAAUAAAUAUGGGAAACUAUGACGUGGAAGGCACUCCAGCAGCAGGAUACCGAAUAGCUGUUUCCAAUGACAAGGCUCGUCACAGUCAAUUCUUGGAACUGAUUACCUUUGACUCUGUUUGCCAGGAAUGCAAUAUUUCGCACGGCUGUCUUCUCAAGAGAGAUUCAUGUUUGAUCAGAGGACACUGUUUCGCCGAGGAGGCACCUAACCCUAACGACUGGUGUCAACAGUGCAAUAUAUCGGUUAACCAGAUGAGUUGGACAAGACGAAUGAUUAAUUUUCCUCCCAACAUAACUACGCCGAGAAAGAGAUUUGCGCUCCUAGGAGAGAAUCUGCAUCUUCAACUGGAAGGGGAAGACCCUGAAAGCAGGCCUUUCGUGAUAUCGUUACUGGCUGGCAGUCCUGCGAAGGCAAAGAUUUCUGAUAAAGGUGUUCUGUUUUGGAAACCUGAAACACCUAAAACCGAGCUGUUCUUUUUAAAAGCCACAGACGAGUGUAACGCCUCAUCAACCUUUGACUUGACGAUAGAAAUCGUUGCCUGUCCUUGCACCAAUGAAGGGACAUGUAAACCGGACGUCAAUUAUCCAAGAGGUUCAGGGAUGUACUUUUGUGAAUGUCAGCCAGGCUACGAGGGACAAAGAUGCGAAAAGGAGAUCAACGAGUGUCUAUCGUCUCCGUGCAUUUACGGAAAUUGUAGUGACGCGGUGAAUAACUAUAGCUGUCAGUGUGAGCCGGGAUACACUGGCUACAACUGCAGCAUAGACAUCGACGAGUGUCAGUCAUCUCCUUGCAUACACGGUAACUGUUCCGACCUGGUAAAUAGCUUUAAGUGUACUUGUCAAUCGGGCUUCAUUGGUAUCCGAUGUGAAAUUAACAUUGAUGAUUGUCCACCUUCAUGUGGAAAUGGAACUUGCGUCGAUCUUUUGAACAACUACACUUGCCAAUGUAAUGCUGGCUUUGCGGGCCAACAUUGUGAUGUGAUCAUUCGAAAUUGCAGUGAAACGUCAUGCUUUCCAGGAGUUCGCUGUAUCCAAAAAACCAACACAAUAUUAUGUGAAUCUUGCCCGCGUGGAUUUAAUGGAGACGGAAAAAAUUGCGAAGAUAUUGACGAUUGUGCUAAUGUGACUUGCCGAAAUGGUGGGACCUGCGUUGAUGGAGUAAAUAAUUAUACUUGCUCUUGUCCAGUGGGAUACAAUGGGGAUUUUUGUGAAACAGAUAUUGAUGAUUGUGCUAAUGUGACUUGCCGAAAUGAUGGAACCUGCGUUGAUGGAGUAAAUAAUUAUACUUGCUCUUGUCCAGUGGGAUACAAUGGGGAUUUUUGUGAAACAGAUAUUGAUGAUUGUGCUAAUGUGACUUGCCGAAAUGGUGGGACCUGCGUUGAUGGAGCAAAUAAUUAUACAUGCUAUUGUCCAGUGGGAUACAAUGGGGAUUUUUGUGAAACAGAUAUUGACGAUUGUGCUAAUGUGAUUUGCCGAAAUGGUGGGACCUGCGUUGAUGGAGUAAAUAAUUUUAUUUGCUCUUGUCCAAUUGGAUACAGUGGGGUUUUUUGUGAAAAAGAGAUUCUCACUACCGUGGCAACGGAAGGAACAUCCUUGGAAAUUUUAUCCUCCACCACUAAACCAUCCACAGAAACGGUGCCGAAUGGAAAAAAGCCAGAUUUUACAUUUGAAGUUCGCGUUUUAAAGGAAUGGGACGACAAACUAAGGGACAAACACAGCGAAGCCUACAAACAAUUAUCCACUCUUCUUACGAAAGAGAUAUAUAAAGCAUACUCUGGUGUACCUGGUCUAAAAGAAGUCAAGAUAACUUCAAUAAGACGUGGAAGUAUUAUGGUAGAAUUCCAGCUGGUGUUUAGAUCAAGCAUCACUUCCGAAGAGGCUUUGGCGCCGUUGAAAAAGGUAACCGCCGACGGCAAACUUGGAAGUUUUAAGGUGGAUCCCUCCUCUCUCAAGCAAAAAACUCCCAGAACAGAAAACGGCGAUGAGGAAGGAGGAAAUUCCAACCUACCGAUAAUUGUUGGUAUAUCUUGUGGCUCUUUCGUUGUCCUUGCCCUACUUGCGAUUUUUGCUCUCUUCCGCUGCAAGCGACCCGGGCAGCGUCCUAUGAAAACUAAGAUCUCGGAUGGCUUGCCUGUGGACGUUGACUUUUCAAAAGCAGAGAACUACGAGCUGCGACAUAAAUUUACAUGCCACAAUGAACAAGUAGAAGAAAAAGGUCAAUGGAACGAAGGGAUGGAGUAGAAAAGCCAUCGAAAGAUGAGUGAAGGAAGAAAAAGAUGCUUUUCUUAAUUAUUGCAGUAUAUGAUGCCAAAGUAGAACUACCCUUGCUGAGCGUUUGUUUUGUAACUUGUGACGUGUGAAUUCACAGUUAGAAUCCUGUAUUGGUAUACUUAAGAAUGUUCAUUCUUUACCAUAGUAGGGAAGAUCCUCUAAUGAUGUAGGAAUUAUGAGCAAUAAUUAUUAUCUGUGCGUCAUGCCAUUUAUUUUCUCGUCCUCAGUCUAUAUCAGUAGAUGUAAAAAGAGGUUUGAUUGAAGCUGGACAUUUCACUACAGCAGCGCUAUUUGCAGUA